Amphibalanus amphitrite is the source of this 2150-nucleotide messenger RNA. RefSeq names its product innexin inx3-like. The record is from RefSeq and is a predicted model, not a curated record. Bases 181 to 1464 code for a protein of 427 amino acids. The transcript has 4 exons. Gene Ontology annotation, cellular component: plasma membrane; gap junction. Lineage: Eukaryota; Metazoa; Arthropoda; Thecostraca; Balanomorpha; Balanidae. Gene Ontology annotation, biological process: phototransduction. Gene Ontology annotation, molecular function: gap junction channel activity.
GAAUGCCCUGAAAGUCUCAGCUAGCCGGCUGAUCAGUCUUUGUCCAGCCUCUGCUCCUGCGCAGUGAACCAGAUCACCCAGCGAGCGAAACAGCGGGAGCAGCUACACACAGGUCUGAGACCCAGCAGAGGCCGGGCCCCAUAUCAAUUUCAUCGAAGCGCCAUCUAAAAACAUUCAGCCAUGCUGCUGGGAGUGUUCACAAGUCUAUACGACAUCAUCCGGAUCUCGGGAUCCGACAAGCCCACCGUCGACACCAGGGUGUUCCAGCUGCACUACAAGUGGACCCGGCUGCUGCUCUUCGUCUUCUGCAUCAUCGUGUCGCUCAACUCCCUCAUCGGCAAGCCGAUCGCCUGCACGGGAACGGCGGAAGCACGUCUGCAGGAAGUUAUGCAGACCUACUGUUGGAUCACUGGCACGUUCACGUACGAGAAGUACUUCAGGGACAACCAGAUCGGAGCCAGUCAGCUGACAAAGGUGGGCGUCGGUCCCGGCCAUCCUGAACACGACGAAAAGAAGCACAUCACCUACUACCAGUGGGUGCCGAUCGUGCUCUUCCUGCAGGGCGUGCUGUUCUACGUGCCUCACUGGAUCUGGAAGAUGUUCGAGGACCAUCGGAUCCGCCACCUGAUCGAGGGCAUGGUCGAGGCCCGCAUGGAAGAAAAGAAGCGACGUCAGCGUCAGGCUCUUGUGGUAAGGUAUCUGGUCGACAGCAAGGGAACGAACGAAUGGUACGCCUACCAAUACGUCUUCUGCGAGAUUCUCAACUUUGCCAACGUCAUUCUGAACUUGGUGCUCACCGAUAAGCUGCUCGGAGGAGACUUCUUCACACUGGGCACGCGUCUCAUCAAGUACGAUCCGGAGGACCCGACCUCGGUGGACCCUUCGCACUACACCUUCCCCAAGCAGACCAAGUGCACGUUCCAGUAUUUCGGCGCGUCCGGCACAGUGUCGACGAUCGACUCCAUCUGCAUCCUGCCCAUCAACAUCUUCAACGAGAAGCUGUACGCGAUGCUGUGGUUCUGGUUCGUGCUGCUCGGACUGGUGACCGGCUUAAACCUGCUCUGGCGGCUGGCCAUGAUCGCCUCACCGGUCCUGCGCGUCUGGGUGCUUCAGACCAAAGACCACACACACGACGUCGGCAACAUGAGCGUCGUCACAAACGUCGUCAACGGCAUCAGCUUCUCGGACUUUUUCUUCGUGUGGAUCUUCACUAAGAACCUGAACGGGCUGGUGCUGUUCGACUUUCUGCGCGAGUACUCGGCAGGGGUGGCCGAGGACCUCGCCCCCAAGCGCCGGCCGCGCCUCUACCCGACCCUGCCGCACGCGAUGCAGCUGCAAUCGCUGGACUCUCCGGGCGGCCACAGCAGCACCGCCCCGGACUUCGAACUCCGCAAACCUCUCACACCUUGCGAUGACACCGAUCCCGUCUAUAGCUCUGUGCUACCCACCAAACGACGCCAGUGACCACGCCUGGCCCGGUAUUGAUGUCACAGUGUCGCCGUAAAUGUUAUAGCGCUGUGUAUGUACACGCUGUAACGCGGCAUCAACCGCAUGACUUCUGAUGAUUUUAAAUGAGAAAUACCGGUCCUGUUUCAUAUUUGUUAACUUACGCAUGAUGGCGUAACUUGACAGGUCGUGCAUGGCAUCUGAUAUUUUGGCAAGAUAUCCACAUAAGAUUUGAUGUGCAUGUGAUAUGGUGCGACGUUUAGGUGUGUAGUACAUUCAAAAAUGCUGGCAUGAUGUCAAUAAUGCGACAACAGUAGUCUCGUCUGUAGAUUGUUCUUCCCAGUAUUGUAUUGUAGGCAUUGGAUCAGUAUUGUAGAUCUUCUCAGUUCUAUCGCGUGACCGACUCAUGCCAUUUAAAUGGCAGGCGAUCCUGAACCGGCGCGUGUGGUCUCAUGCAGGUCGUAACCGUCAAUUGCUUUCGUCGCCGAUAACGAAACAUUGCUAGGACUAUCCCUAGCAAUAUUCGCUAAGACCACGACAAUGUCUCGCAAUCGCUCCACUAUGCCAAUGACAUAACAUCGAAUGUCAUAGCAAUAUUCGCCUAAGACCACGACAAUGUCUCGCAAUCGCUCCACUAUGCCAAUGACAUAACAUCGAAUGUCAUUACGCUCAAAUAUAGACCACUCGUGGUGAUGAUAAAUGUG